GUAGUGACAGGAGAGUAAAUUACACUGGUUGUAUUUAUCUUGCUUGAGUUUGGAAUUAGUAGUAUUUUCCUAUUAAAUCACGUUUGCAUUAAUUUUAUUUACUCAAUUCUUCAUCGCUUUUAAAACAUGACAACCCUUCGACCUUUUACGUGUAAUGACUUGUUUAAGUUUAACAAUGUAAAUUUAGAUCCGCUUACAGAGACAUAUGGACUUUGCUUUUAUACACAUUAUUUGGCACAUUGGCCAGAAUAUUUUCAAGUAGCAGAAUCACCAAGUGGAGAAAUUAUGGGUUACAUUAUGGGAAAAGCAGAAGGUCAAGCGGAAAAUUGGCAUGGCCACAUAACAGCUCUUACAGUUUCACCUAAUUAUAGAAGACUGGGUUUGGCUGGAAUGUUAAUAGAAUUUUUAGAAAAAGUUUCGGAGAAGAAACAAGCAUAUUUUGUAGAUCUGUUUGUGAGAGUUAGCAAUAAAGUAGCAAUCAAAAUGUACCAACAGUUGGGAUAUAUUGUAUAUAGAACUGUCUUAGAAUAUUAUAAUGGAAACCCAGAUGAAGAUGCUUUUGACAUGCGAAAGGCACUUUCAAGAGAUGUGAAAAAGAAAUCAGUAAUACCAUUAACUCAUCCUGUAAGACCUGAAGAAGUAGACUGAAUCUAUGAUUAUAUUGCUGUGGACUUAAUGUAAAAUAAAUGAUACAUGUUAUGAC
Molecule: messenger RNA, 703 nt
Organism: Eufriesea mexicana
Lineage: Eukaryota; Metazoa; Arthropoda; Insecta; Hymenoptera; Apidae
Gene: Naa20A
Product: N-alpha-acetyltransferase 20 A
Exons: 6
Coding region: 127-648 (173 amino acids)
Biological process (GO): N-terminal peptidyl-methionine acetylation
Cellular component (GO): NatB complex
Molecular function (GO): protein-N-terminal amino-acid acetyltransferase activity
Source: RefSeq, a predicted model, not a curated record